UUUGGCUAUAAAUGUGUGUCUUUGUCCCUGAUACAUCUUGUACAUAUGUUAACCAUGAAAAUAAUUUACUUUACAUACGUGUUGAGUAAAAUCGUCCGUUCUCGUCUCCCCAGUGCCCUGCAUGACUGACAGGAGAUUUGGGUUGAUUUGCCCGCCCAGGAACCAAUCAGCAGCGUCUAUGGGCGGGGUCGUGGUUAACCCGACUCCACCUAAUGUAUCCAUCCAGUCGCCGUCUUUCCUACUUACUUUCUAUCCAGGUUUCGGAGCUGAGCAGAAUCGUGAUCUCCCCGUCGUCCGCAGUCGUUUGGAACAGAUCUGCAACAUUUGGACGCUGCAGCUUUUUUGUGGACCUCUAUUAUGAAAACUUUCCCAUCAGCUCUUUUGAUUUAUUUCAUUCUCAUGUUUAACCAUUUCCUUUAUUUACGACGAUAAUUAUUUUUGUCCUUUUCAUUUUUUCUACUGCUGUUAGCCUCAAUUUGUUGCUUAUCACCACCAGCGUCACCUGAAAAGGGAAAUCUUUCCAUUCCACCGCUAGUCAUUGGUCCCGCUUACUCUGCUGCUGCUGCUUUGGAUUUGAUGCAAAUAUCUGGACUCAGACAAAGGGGAUUUAUUUUUUUCUUUCUACAAUCAACACUUGUUUACUCUGAGGAAUGUAUCGCGACGGCUUUGAGAGCGCGCUCUGAGCAAAGGAGAAUAUACGCAGCGCCUGUGAAUAAACUAUGCGCCUUGGCUUUGUGGAGCGGGUCUCUUCCUGACGAUGCUGUAGACCGCGUCGGGGUCUGUGGUCCGCGUGCAUCCCCAUUGGAUUGGGAUACAAAACGAAGAAACUACCUUUUUCGUUCGGGAGAGCUUGUCGUUCGAAUAUAUUUUUGGGACAAGUGUAUUUAUUUUGACAAAAAGCGUGCUUCUCCCCGGAGGCACACCAAACAGUCAAAACAUGGGGGACUCGAUGUGGAGAUAUUAUUUUGGAGUUCUCUUUUUUGUCUUCAAAGUACACUUGUGUCGGGCGCUCAUCUUGGAGUCCAUUUAUUGGAACACAACAAAUACCAAAUUUGUGCCAGGACAAGGUGUGGUACUUUACCCUCAGAUUGGGGAUAAAUUGGACAUUGUGUGCCCUCGAGUGGAUGGUGGGGUCGGUGAGGGAGUGGAGUAUUACAAGGUAUAUAUGGUGCCCAGGGAGCAGCUAGAGAGUUGCACCAUCACCAAGGCUGACACACCGCUGCUCAACUGUGUCAAACCUGACCAGGACGUAAAGUUCACCCUCAAGUUUCAGGAGUUCAGUCCCAACCUUUGGGGUUUGGAGUUCUUCAGGGGAAAAGACUAUUACAUCAUCUCAACAUCAAAUGGCACAAUGGAAGGCAUCGACAACCAAGAGGGGGGAGUAUGCAAGACCAAGUCCAUGAAGAUGAUCAUGAGAGUGGGACAAAAUCCUACUGACCCUGUUACAUCCAAAGACAAACCCACCAGGGUUCCAUACUCUCCUAAGCACCCAGACAGCAAGGACACCCACAAAAAUAAUGAAGUGCUAGAGAAGCCAGGUGCAGCAUCCAGAGAAAGCGAUGCAAACAACACAGGCGGGAAGUCAUCCAAUAUCAUCGGUUCUGGGGUGGCCAUCUUUGUCAGCAUUGCCUCAGGCAGUGUCAUCUUUAUCAUCAUCAUCAUCAUGCUGGUGCUGCUGCUUCUCAAAUACCGGCGGCGUCACCGCAAGCACUCUCCACAGCAUGCAGCUACAUUGUCUCUGAGCACGCUGGCCACGCCUAAGCGAAGUGGCAGUGGUGGAAACAAUAAUGGCUCCGAGCCCAGCGACAUCAUCAUCCCGCUCAGGACUGCAGACAGUGUCUUUUGCCCCCACUACGAGAAGGUCAGUGGCGAUUAUGGCCACCCGGUCUACAUAGUUCAAGAGAUGCCACCGCAGAGCCCUGCCAACAUAUAUUAUAAAGUUUGAAGAGGAACGUUGAAAAACACGAGACUUACUGGAUCACUGUAGAGAUUGGCGCGUUCAUGGUUUCAGCUAGCACAGCCCCCAUGCCUGCAAACAAACUCCCUCACCCUUCUUCUUUCAUUCUGCCAAGUCCUCUCCUAUGAUACUUUGUCAGUAAUAUUUUCAUUGUCAAAUUUAGAUUAUACCUACUUCCUCUGAUAUGUUCACAGCGAGUUUGACUGGGAUUGGCAGAGACCUGAGAAAUUGCUGCUGCUGCUGCUACUUCGUGGCUUUGGGCAAUAGGAAAAGGAAAAAUGGAGUGUAUCUUUGUCCAAACUUUCUCCCUUUUCUGGUUUGUGCACAAGUGGCUUGCAUGUUCGGGAGCUUGAUAUGUUAGGUCCAAGAGGUUUGAGAGAUGCAAGUGUUAUUUUUAUUUUGCUGUCAUGGAAAGGAGAGACGACUAAAUGGAUGUGAAAGAUUCAUCAUAGAGAAUGUCGGUUGGAAAAAUAAAAUUAGCUGGAAAGAUUUGAGCCUGGAAGAAAGGUAACAGAGAAGAAUUAGGCUGACCAUGAACUUACAAAGUGGCUGCCCACCCUUGAUGUUCGCUGGGUUGAAUGACAAUUUGAUUCCCCAGGCGAACAAGGAAAGGGGGAAAUAUUUUAUAACCAUCCUCUCUGGGACUUUGCUGACUGACUUGCAGAUAUCACCCAAACACCCUGUCAGCCCACCCACUACUACGCACAUCUGUCAAUUUCAACAUUUUUCUUUUGUGGAUACACCAUUUGUCCCAAUUCAUAGAUGCGUUCUCACCAAAUUCUUCUUUCAUGUUACUUGAAGGUUGUAUCCAGUGUGUAUCCUAUGUACAUUUGAUUUGAUUACGUGUGGCUUUGAUAUCCUGGUGUAGCUUUGUGCAAAUAGGAGUUUAAUUCAUCCUUUCUCAGCACAUAGUUUUUUUUUGUAAUAUUCAAAGACAAGUGGAGUAGCAAGUGUGUGUUCAAGAUGAUAGGAUGAUAUUGAGGAUGAUUGUGUGACAAGUCUAUUAAAAGACAUGCCUGAAGAGUGGAGGACUUUGUAAAAAAAAAAAAAGAGCAGCACUUUUAAGCCUGUUUUGGUACCUGCACUCUUCAUAGCAGUCCAGAGAUGGACAAUGAAAAAGAGAGAUUUGAGAUAAGCUGUAUCCUGGCAGUGUUAAUAGUAACUACUCACCUCAGCUCCCCGAAACCUGAGCUUUAAAUGGGAAAUUGUUUAGGGCAAUAAGAAAUCCAAUUUGCCUUAGUGUCGUUUUUAUUUAAUUUUUUUUUUUUUUGGAUCAGGUGAAGAAAGGUCAAGAUACAGCAGAGGUUAGCUUAGCUGCGUAAAACAGCUCUAGGUACUGUAACGUUUACUCUAAACAUCUGAAGACAGGGCAUCUCGAGCCCAAUUAAGUUUGGCCAGUGCUCACGUUUUUUUUAAAGCAGGGACAUACUCAUCCAUUGUCACUGUUCUUUCGUCAUCGUAAUUUCCAUGUCUUAGGGCUUUAAAAUUAAGUUUUACAAAGUAUACAUCAUGAAAAAUAUAGAUGAGAUUUUAUUUAUUAUAGACACAUAGAGCACAGACUGAUGUUGGUAUGGCAAGAGGUAAUAAUAUACUGUAUUAAGGUAUACGUGCACAUUAUGCAACCUAGAUAUUUUAUUAUUUGAUUAUGCUUCAAGUCCUGCAAUUUCUUAAGAUCUCCAGGGGAAGCAGGGCCAUGUGAGGGAAUUGGGACCCUUGGCUCUUAUAGAGCAGAGUAGCUGUCUCUCUUACUCGCUCAGCGUAGCAUAUACUGUAUGUCAUGAACACCCAGUGCCCCUAAUUUCCGCACACACAUCCUUCAUCUCAUCUUUGCAUGUGUACGUGUGUGACUAUUCAAUUAUUCAUGUUUCAGUGAUUCCACAAAUCUUCAGCUCACAAUCAUAUCUCUUUUCGAAGUGUAUAGCGCCCCAUCUUCCUCAUGAAUCACAUAAAAUUUCACCGAAAAGCCAAGCCUAGUAUAAUGAGGUUUGUGCCUCUAAGAGGCUACAAAAUCAGCGAAUAUGCAACUGUUAUUUAUUUUUGUAAUCAAUUCUGACACACACAUAUAUAUAUAUAUACACACACACACACGCACGCACGCACGCACACUCACACACACUAUGAAAACACCUAUGGGAAGUGUUCUUAACCACUGAAAGACGUUUCAAAUGGCAUACUGUAAAACAACAGUGUCAACAAGCCUGCUGUUAGUUUUAUUCCCCGCAUAUUAUUUCAACUCUUUUUUUGUUUUAUUGUUGUGCAACUGUUUAGCUGUGAAAAAAAUUAACAAUUAAAAUUGUAUGACAUCUGAACAGAUAUUUUGUAAAAGAUGAAAAAAGACAUAACAAAAAAUGUCUUAAGUUUCUGUGCACCUGCAGCAGAAUAUGACAAUCUUAUUAGUUUUUUGUUUUUUUUUAUCUGCCGUCUUUUUCUUGGCCUUCACUUGAAUAACACUCUCCGAACAUUGACCAGAUUUGGUAUGAAUGUGAUUAAAUGUCAUAGAUGGGCUGUCAGAGAGUCUUAUUAAGUCGGAGAGGAAAAGCACGUUAUGUUCCUGUAAAAUGCCUUGCUCGUUUGAUCACCCCUUGGUCACUUGACUCAGAAAUUUUGCACCACUCUUCUGUAGGUAAGAAACUGUAAAUACAUUAUUGUUUGUAUUGUAUAUGGAUCCUGGGUUGUUACAAUAGCCUUAUUCACCUUUUUAGGAAAUUAAAUACAAAAACUUUCAGAAAAAAAUGGAAUAAACUUCAGUACAAAAGAGCAUACUACUUUUUGGUAAAUAGCUUAUGUAAAUAUUGACGAGAACAGAAGAAGACAUUUUUAUAAACUCUUAAAGUAAAAGCUUUUGUAUAAAAUUUGAAUUUUUUGCUAUGUAUUUUAGCUAGCGCUCAAUGGAAAGUGUCCUCCCCACGCCCUUCCCUUUUGCACUGUUUCCAUAGUAAUUUGGUUUGGGAAAAAAAUUUAGCAAAUAUUUGCCAAACUGACUGCUGCAUAUUUGUGCCAUAAGUGUGUCCCAUAAAUAUUUAUUGAGUUAAUUUUUUUUUUUUUUGGGAGGGGAGCAUUUGUUUUAUUUUAUUUCAGUCCAGUUUGUCAGUAACACAGUAUUAUAUGUGAAUUGCUUUUUUGUUCUUUCAACCUUGAUUUUUUGUUGUCCUGUCAUGAUUACUAGGUGACUGUACCCCUUUUCUCCUUUCUUGUCAAGAAUGAGUUAAAGAAGUUGUGAAAAACUGAUUUUAAUGUUGAAAAUCUGAAGAAAAAAAAACAGUGAGCAUAUAUGACACAUUCCACCAGUCUGUUACAAAAUACAGUUUUUCAAUAAAAAAAAAAGUCUUUCCUAUGGA
Molecule: messenger RNA, 5295 nt
Organism: Syngnathus acus (greater pipefish)
Lineage: Eukaryota; Metazoa; Chordata; Actinopteri; Syngnathiformes; Syngnathidae
Gene: efnb2a
Product: ephrin-B2a
Exons: 5
Coding region: 938-1945 (335 amino acids)
Biological process (GO): blood vessel morphogenesis; axon guidance; ephrin receptor signaling pathway
Cellular component (GO): plasma membrane
Molecular function (GO): ephrin receptor binding
Source: RefSeq, a predicted model, not a curated record